Molecule: messenger RNA, 6381 nt
Organism: Mytilus californianus (California mussel)
Lineage: Eukaryota; Metazoa; Mollusca; Bivalvia; Mytilida; Mytilidae
Product: inositol-tetrakisphosphate 1-kinase-like
Exons: 10
Coding region: 59-1093 (344 amino acids)
Biological process (GO): inositol trisphosphate metabolic process
Cellular component (GO): cytoplasm
Molecular function (GO): magnesium ion binding; inositol-1,3,4-trisphosphate 5-kinase activity; inositol-3,4,5,6-tetrakisphosphate 1-kinase activity
Source: RefSeq, a predicted model, not a curated record
GUACAAAACAUUAAAGAGUAUCUCAGCUAACGUAAGAAAUAGGACAGUUAUUGCAGAUAUGAAACGUGUAGGAUAUUGGAUAAAUGAAAAGAGAAACAAAAAACCAAAUUUAGAAGAUCAAAAAGAAAUAUUCAGAAAUGCUGGUAUAGAUCUAGUAAAAUUUGAUAUAGACAAGCCAUUAACAGAACAGGGACCAUUUGAUUUGAUUCUACAUAAAUGCAAUGGGUUGAUGGUUGCUGCCAAAGAUGGAAACAGUACUGCCCAGUUUCAAAUAAAUAAUAUAAAGGAUUACAUUGAGAAGAAUCCAGGUUGUAUAUUAGUAGACAAAUUUGAGCAUAUAAAACCCUUAUUGAAUAGACAUUACCAGUAUCAGUUGGUACACGACCCUUUGUUAAGUUCUGAUUCACCCUUUUUUGUCCCUUCAUUUGUAAAUUUGACUACAGCUGAUGUACAGAGCAACAUACAGAAGUUAAGGGAAGCCAAUGUGACGUAUCCUUUUGUCUGCAAACCUAUUGUUGCUCAAGGGAAUGAUGAUUCACAUGUGAUGUCAAUUAUAUUUGAUGAAGAUGGUUUAGAAGAUAUUCAGCCUCCAUGUGUUGCCCAGUCUUUCAUUAACCAUAAUGCAGUUCUGUAUAAAGUUUACAUUGUUGGUGAUAAGCAGUUCAUAGUGGAAAAACCAUCAGUCAAGAAUUUUUCACCGACAAGCCGAGCUACAAUUAAGUUUGAUGCGUCGAAGCUUAACCGUUCAAAUUCUCUUACUAAGAAUGAGAAGAAGUGGGUUCAAGAUGAUCUCAGUAAAACUCGAUUCACUCCAGAUAAUGACAGAAUAAAAGAAAUAUGUCUUAUAAUACAGCGACAGAUUAAAAUGGAUUUAUUUGGUAUCGAUGUUAUAAUUGAUUGUGACGAUGGAAGACAUGCUGUGAUAGAUAUAAAUGCUUUUCCAGGAUAUGAAAGUGUUGACAACUUUGGAGAAGUAUUAUGCAAUCAUCUCAUAAAUUUAAUGUCCAGUGUUGAAACCGUAUCCGAUGACGCGGUACAAUAUUCUGAUGCUGAAAAGAUAGGACCAGACGAACCAAAAAGAUUAAAACUUUGAAACGAGCAUUGCAUGAUGUAUAAAUGUCUGAAAGUCACAAAAUGAUUUGGUGAUACUUCUUGCAUCGUGACAUCAGAUGCUGAGAACCAGAACGAAACACUCUGGAAAUAGAGAAAUCAGUAAUAUUGUUCUUAUUAGAUAAAAAAAAAUUAUAUUAUAAAUGAGAAUUAAGAAUUAACUUUUUUCAUUAAAAGUAUGUUAUUUUGUAAUGCAUCCCCCUGAUUAGUAGGUAAAACAAUUUAUGUGUCUGAUUCACAUUUCUAUUAACACUUUUAUAGUUUUGAAAAUUAUUGAUAUAUAAAAAUUAAAAAUUCAUUGAUUAUGUGUAUAUAUCAUACUUCACAUUUUACUGUUUUUUCCAUUUUAAAUGAUAUCCUAACAUAGGGCAAAUAUAUAAGAUAAAUGAACCUGUGUCCUUCAAAUUUUUAAAUAUUGCAUUAUAAGCAUUUUAAGUAUAGGUACUAGUAUUUUAGGUUCAAUACUUAAAUUGACAUUUCGAAAAAAUAAUAUAAAUUAUAAUUAUACUUUUUUACCUGAUACCGUGAAAAUAUAUUUAGCACAGAAACUAAGUUGAAUGUAGAAUAACAUUAAGGGUAAUUUUUAGAGAGAAAAAAUGGUAACCUUUAUAACAAAAUAUAUAAGGAAAUUACAAAACAAGUUUUAAUGGCUGUAAUGAUCGAACAGGUCAUUCAAAGUUGUACACUUAUUGAAUAUAUAACAGUUCUGUUAGGACAUUUGUGUAGUUUAUACGUAUAAUAUAUUGAAAUUAUUACUUUUAUAGAAAUAAUUUGUAUUUGAAAAAUUGUAAAAUAUUCUUUAUAGCAUUUUGAUUAAUAGUAGUAUUGGAAUCAUCACAAACAUAUUGCUAAUAACUUCCAAAAGUCUCAACUAUUAUUUUUACAUAAAACUGCAAAAAUGGUCACAUACUGUUUCUGAUAAUACACUUUAAAUUCCACAUAGAUUCCUGUAAUUUUUAACAGUUUGCAUUUCGAUAAGAGUGUUAUUAAAAGAAUUGGAACAGCACAAGGAAAAACAAAAUGCAUGUCUGGCGUACCAAACUAUAAGCCUGAUAUCUUUAAUGAGCUCUUUUUUGUUUUUGUUUUGUUUUAACAAAUAAUUUCAGGAUCUUAAACGAUAAACAUGAAUUUGGAAGGUACAAAAUUUCAACAAAUAAACUUAUAUCGUUAAAGAAUAGUUCUUCUGUUUUCACUUAUCAAGACAAUGUACUUAUACGUAAAGGCACAGAAAAAUACUAUCAUUCAUUUACUUACAUAUAUACAUACUUAUAACCAUUCACAUAUAUGCGUCUAUAUUGAGAGUUCAUUAAAGCUACUUUUUAUAACAUAUUUUUUAAAAUAAUAUAUAUUUUAAAAGCUGAUAGAAAUUUGACAUUAUCUUGAUUAUGUAUUAACCCAAAUGUAUAUUUAAGUAUUAUUCGUAGAAAAAUGCUAAUUGUUACAAGUUACAACUCUUUUUUGAUAUGAUAGCACUAUUGCUUUACAUUUUGUAGUCAGGACCAAUUACUACCUGUUAUUUCGAAUUGAGAGACGUCGCAAGAUACUGGUUUUACUAGUGAAAAACGUGCUUUACCUAUCAUAAAAUAUGUUUCAGUAGUAAUAUAAAAAAUAUACUGCUAACAUGUCGAUAAUUAAAGAAAGCUUACUAGUAUUUUAUUCUCUUUUUGAAUAUUGCAAACAUUAUGCAGUGCGAUGAUAAGGUUAUGAGAAAUAAUAGUCCAAAGUUCGUAAAAUUGUAAUUAGUGUCCUAUCCCGCGUUACAUUUUGAGUGAUGCUGUUCGGCAUAAAACGAGUGUAGUGUCCGCGAAACCGCUUCUUCCCCCGCACCGUUCAUGAACGUUAUAACACCUUCAUAUCGCAAUAUUUGUUGUUUUUCCUUCAAAAGCGGUUUGAGUCGAAAGAAAUGGAAAUCAGAUGACGCAUAAGGUAUGUCCCUUAUCAGUUAAUGUUGAUAAAUUUAACAUUCAUAUCAGAUUUAAGGAUAGAAAUGCUUUGAAUAAUAUAAUAACAAGUAUGAUGUUCUUAUACCAAAAAAAUGUACAUUUACCGUACUUUUUUAUUACUUAAUUAAUUUGCACAAGACUUGAAAAGUACAUAUACUCAAGUACGUAUUGUUACAUUUAUGUUAAUAGUGAGCUACAGAAUAAAAAAAAAGAUAUCAUAAACAGUUGUGUCCAAGCCAAUGUCCCCUGAUCUAAUUUUUAUCGUUUUGAACGUCGAGACGCGUGAAUGCCACUGUAUACAUAACGCACUGGUGUUAAUACAAAUAAAUGACUUUCCAAAUUUCAGGAAAAAUAAAACAAUGACUCCAUGAUGGUCGUCUUCUUGUGGAACCAUUUUCAUGUUUGACGUGUAAUGUUUGUAUGAACGGAAACAGCCGCGGGUAUGCUUUAAUCAAAAGUUGCUAUCAUUCAUAUUCAUACCAUGGAAAGGCAUGUAUACAAUGGUGCUGAUCCGGGAGAUGAACAAUUGGAAGAAGCAGCUCAACCGUUAUAAAACUAUUACUUUAUUUAGAGAAUGAAAUGUUGAAUAAAUGUUCUGCAGAAAAUCUGUUCUGACGUUACUAAAAAAAACGGCGUAAGCGUGCUACUCUAAGUAACACCAGUAUCUUGUGACGUCUCUGAACGUUCAUAUUUAGCUCACCAUUUUAAUCUUGUUCCCAACCUUUCUUAAAGUUUUAUUUUCAAAUUCAGGUCGGAUAAUCCCUGCUGAACAACCCCAAAAUUUUAGGAGUAAAACAUAUAAGUUACAAAUUGUUAUAGUUUUCAUAGCAUUCUUAGAAAAAAUAUUUUGCUAUUUUCCGGUCCAUAGUUGUGUAGUUGGUACACACAAUUUGGAUAAACUGUUAAUUUUGUUCCAGAUGACGCUUUCAACUUAAACACAACCCUUAAGAGAUUUACUUUGACCAUAAGACUAAAAUAUUCAAGAAAAGAUGUCUUUAACUACUGUUGUCUCUAAUUUUACCUUAGUUGAGCAGAAAAUGAGUUGAUAUUUAAUGUAAAUGUUUUAUGCGAGUUUUUUUUUUUUUUUGUGUCAAAAUACAUUUAACCAAAUUACAGCUAUAUGGGGCUCAUCGUUCGGCCAAUUAUUUUGUAUUAUGAUAAUAUUUGAUAAAUAAUGAUAUAAUGAGUAUUAAAAUAUAUUUGAAUUAUCUUCUUGUUUACCUAUUUUCAACCAUGUUUAAUGUUGCAGCUGAUGUUGAAAUGUCAUGGAAAAAACAGUUUUCUGUCAUCCUCGGGAAUAAUGAGCAAAUAAUGGGUGUUGAAUUGUGAAAUGACUUUAUUUAAUUUCUAUUCACAUAGACAUACAUAUGACUUAUUCGUGAACAAAGACUAAUGUUUCAACCCACUUUGAUGAAUAUGGCUAUUCUCUUUAAACCCUAGUUGGUCAUAUAGCUACUAACGUUUCAGUGUAUUUACUCAUCCCUGGAUUUCAAAUGUUUAGGUUUAAGCGUUCCUGGUGAAGGUAAAUACAAGAAAGCGCUUCGGACUGACUAAAUUAAGUGUUUAUUUCAUUUCUAGAAAAUGAUAAGAUUGCACUGAUUAGUUGCUAGUAAUUUUGUAAUAAGUUGUUUCAGGUCUUUUGUUAGUAUACAAAUAAGGAGAUGUGCUAUGAUCUAUGAUUGCCAAUGAGACAGCUAUCCACCAAAGUUCAAAUGAAGUGGAUGUAAGCAAUUAUAGACAACCGUACGGUCUUCAACAAUGAGAAAAAACCCAUAACGUAUUGUCGUCUAUGAAAGGACCCGACUGAAAAAUAUGAAACAAUUCAAUGGAGACAACUAACGCCCAAAUUUAUCACAAAAUAAUUUAAGAACAUUAAAUAUGACAGACAUGGACCAAAGACAACCACUGAACUACAGGCUCCUUCCUGACUUGGGACAGGCGCAUAAAUAAUAUGGCGGGUUUAAAGCGCUCAGCCCUCCCCUAACCUGAAACAUUGGUGUUACAACACAUCAUAAGGUCGGUUUACAUUCGUAAGACUUCAUUACAGAUUAAUCUGGGAAUGGACAUCAUGUAGUAUGAUUGCUAACGAUACAACUAUCCAUCAGAGUUGAAAUGACGUGGAUGUAAUCAAUUAUAGGUCACAGUAUGGCCUGCAACAAUGAGACAAAAAAAAUACCAUAGACAGCUAUAAAAAGCCCCGGCUUGAAAAAUGUGAAAUAAUUUAAACGUGAAAACUAACGGCCUAAUUUAUAACAAUUCAAUUUACAAAAAAACAAUAUGACAGACAUGAACCAACGAGAACCACUGAAUCACAGGCUCCGACAUGGGAAGAGAAAUUAAGAGGAAAUUAAGAAUGCGGCGGGGUUAAACAUGUUUGUGAGCGCUCAACCUUCCCCUAACCUUGGACAGUGGUUUAACUGCACAACAUUAGAACAAACUGUAAAAAUCUGCUGCAAAUGGCUCAACUCAAUAAAUCGGUUCGAAGCACAAAAAACUAACAUAAAAACAAGACACAAGCAUCGAUAUAAAAUAACUCGCAGUUACAGAAAGCUAAUUACAAUUAAUAAAUAAAUCAUGUUCUCCCAAUAUUGUGUUUCGCAUAGGUGUAUUCUGUAUUUUAAAAUCCUUUAACUAUCUUAAAAUCUGAUGAAAACAAAGCAUUGUUUUAUGUAUUGAUGUCGUGUUAGGGAUAUAGGUUUAUUAUUGAAAAAGUAUGUAAGGGAAGUUUUUCAUUGAUAGGUCUACAUAAGAAACAGCUUAAAUGUGAAUAUCAAGCAGAGAAAGAUAUCUUUCAGAGGCCAAAAUAAUGACUCAAAUCCUCCAUCUUUCAAAUUGCAGUAAACUUUUUGAUGAUUGGCAUUUGUAAAAUGCAUUAAUAUAAUUCUGAAUUUAUUGUAGUAAUGAAUCCGAGGGACCAAUUGCCAGUAUUCUUCUAUUGUGAGACUACAUUGUAAUUAUGAUUUAGAUGUAUUUUUUCUUCAAAGUCAAUAAGGGUCAAUAACCACUUAGAACAGCAUAGUGACAUUUUCUUAUUUAUCUGUGAUUUAAGGUGGUACCUAACACUACAGGGAGAUAACUCUGUAAAAUCAGCUAAACGUUUUAAUUACGAUGUAUUGUUAAGGAAAUAUUAAGCUUCUCAAUGAUUAAAAUUAGUGUUUGUCAAACUGCUAUAUAUCCAAUGAAAUUUUUCAGAGAAAGUGAUUGGUUCAAGUUUUUUGAAAUAUUUAUAUUUUUUUCAAAGGGUCAAAGUAAAUAUUUUGUCAAAAUUUUAAGAAAAUUAAACGAGCCAAAUUAAUUUUAGUCAAGGUGUUGGGUACCAUCUUAAAGA